This is a messenger RNA of Ilex paraguariensis (yerba mate), 2224 nucleotides long. The record is from the annotation of a GenBank genome assembly. NCBI's taxonomy places the organism in Eukaryota, Viridiplantae, Streptophyta, Magnoliopsida, Aquifoliales, Aquifoliaceae.
CACUCUCUCUCUCUCAUCUUCUUUGUUUCCAACGUCUCCUCGUGUCCACAAAAAAUUUUACGCCCACCCAGUUCAAAUAUUGUCUCUCUCUCUCCCCAACUGCAGUCUGUCCUUCACUCUUCCCAUGGCGACUGCCUCAGCAAUCCCACGAAGUUUACCCUUUUCUCCUCCCAAUCACCGCCGUUCAAGAAUCUUUUCUCAAACUUGUCCCAACUCUGCCAAAAACCCUAACAGUACCCUUUCGAGAUUGUCACCAGUAGCUUCCAAAGAUGUCCAAAUCUUUCAUAGUUCGCGUAAUUUCCGUGAACCUUCACUUCCAACUAGGGUUCUUGGACUUCAUUCCAAGUAUUUGCAUAUGGGCACCCACAAAACUCACUGUAAUAGAAAGAUUAAGGCCAGAUCAAUGAGCUCAGACAGCAGUACUGCCUCCACAACCCUUCAGAGCAGCGUGUUUGGAGCGUUGCAUUUGAUUGUCUCACUUGGGAUUAUUCUAGCAAUGGAUAAGUUCUUGAAAAAGGCUUUUGUGGCUGCUGCCAUUAAAUUCCCAAGUGCCCUAUUUGGGAUGUUUUGUAUAUUCACCAUUCUAAUGAUUCUUGAUUCUACUGUCCCUGCUGCGGCCACAAACUUGAUGAACUUCUUUGAGCCUGCGCUUCUGUUUAUCCAGAGAUGGCUUCCAUUGUUCUAUGUGCCAUCAUUGGUGGUUUUGCCUCUUGCAGUUAAAGAUAUUCCUGCCGCAGCAGGAGUGAAGAUAUGUUUCAUUAUAGUUGGAGGGUGGCUGGCUUCACUCUCUGUGGCUGGUUAUACCGCUAUAGCAGUAAGAAAAAUGGUAAAGACAGAAAUGAUACCUGCCGAGCCUAUGUCAAAGCCUUCUCCUUUCUCUUCAAUGGAAGUGUGGGCUUGGAGUGGAAUUUUUCUCAUUUCAUUUGUUGUGGCACUUUUAUACCCUACAGUACUUGGAACAACUGCUAGAACAUGCCUGCCUUUUCUACUGGCGUCUACUGUAUUAGGUUACAUGGUUGGUUCUGGGCUGCCAUCUAAUGUGAAGAAGGUUUUCCAUCCAAUUAUUUGCUGUGCACUAUCAGCAGAUCUGGCAGCAUUGGCUUUUGGGUACUUUUCCCAGUCUGGACUGAAUCCGGUUCUAGGAUAUUAUCUUACAAAGGUCUCGUCUAAUCCUGGAGCUGGUGACAUUCUGAUGGCAUUCUUGGGAUCUGUUAUCAUCUCUUUUGCCUUUUCUAUGUUCAAGCAGAGAAAGCUCGUGAAGAGGCACGCAACAGAGAUAUUCACAUCUGUCAUUGUUGCAACUCUGUUUUCAUUGUAUUCUACUGCUCUGGUUGGACGUCUUGUUGGGUUAGAACCAAGUUUAACUGUAUCAAUUCUACCCAGAUGUAUAACUGUGGCACUAGCCCUCAGCAUUGUAUCAUUUUUUGAAGGUGCUAAUACAUCUCUCACCGCUGCAUGUGUUGUUUUAACUGGUCUGGUGGGAGCAAAUUUCGUUCAAGCAAUGCUUGAUAAACUUGGUUUCAACGACCCUAUUGCACGAGGAAUUGCAACUGCAUCUAGUGCACACGGAUUAGGAACAGCAGCACUGUCAGCAAAAGAACCGGAGGCUCUCCCAUUUUGUGCCAUUGCAUAUGCUCUGACUGGUAUAUUUGGUUCUCUGAUUUGCUCAGUUCCGGCAGUCAGGCAAAACUUGCUUGCAGUAAUUGGAUGAAACAAACUACCCAUCUUUUUUUCCUCCAUUUCCACCCUUUCCAUGGGCUUAUAGGAGUCAUAUGGUGAUAGAAGCAGCAGUCUCUUGUUGAUUGGCGUAUCGGUUAUAGCUAGCUAUAUGCUGUACAAAAUUUGCAGAUUUUGUUGAUGCACUAGGGUAAAGAACUAACAGAAGGGCUAGACUCGUCGAAUUGAAAAGUGUACAUGGAGGUACUUUUAAGAAGCAUUAUUGACGAUAAUUCUGAGUCCAAAUGUUGUUGUUGCACAACUAAUUGGUUGGAUUGAACAUUUACCAUUCGAUGUCAUCCAGAUUGGUAGAACCAGUUGAAUUUGGAUCGUUAUUAUCGUGAAUAGGUUGUGAAUCAUGUCAGGUGAGGUGGGUUCAUGUUGAGUUUUACCAGGUUCGUGUCAAAAAGACUCAAUUCAUACCUGAUUCACUUAUUGUGUCUAGCGAAUCAUGUCAUAUCCAGGUAGUGUUGUAUAUAAAUUGUGUAUAACAGGUUUAUAAAUGAGU